Molecule: messenger RNA, 2824 nt
Organism: Pseudoliparis swirei
Lineage: Eukaryota; Metazoa; Chordata; Actinopteri; Perciformes; Liparidae
Product: zinc finger protein 853-like
Exons: 10
Coding region: 373-2322 (649 amino acids)
Biological process (GO): regulation of transcription by RNA polymerase II
Cellular component (GO): nucleus
Molecular function (GO): DNA-binding transcription factor activity, RNA polymerase II-specific; RNA polymerase II transcription regulatory region sequence-specific DNA binding
Source: RefSeq, a predicted model, not a curated record
UCGCCGCCCAGAACGAGUCUCAGUGACUAUUCCAGACUAACCCGUGUGUGUCCUCGACCCUCCAUGUCCACCUGAACCUGUCCGAGUGGACGCGGCGUGGUUUGUUUCUUCCGGAUCGUCUCCUGGUGUCCUCCGGAGCUCAUGACGUCAGCGUGCUAGCCGCGAGGAGACGGACACGAGUUCAGGACUGACUGCGGCUGCGUGAGAGAUAUCUGGGCUGUUUGAAAGCACGAGAGCACGAGGAGCAACUUUCUAGUUUGAAAGAGGAGCACGAGCGCCAACGGAAACUAAUGGACGCUGUUUUCAACCCGGAAGUCCGGUUACAACGAGCAGAGUGAAGACCUGGACGACCUGUUGGUCAUCUCACGUGACAUGGACCAGCCUAUCAUUGAUGGCGUCCCAUCCGGGGACUCUGCAGCUCCUCCACAGCCAGACCGGCCCAUCGUCGAUGCCGUGACAACCGGUUACACUGCAGCUCCACAGUUGGAUAAGAUAUGUCUUACACCGCUGAAGUUCCAGACCCUGCCUUUAAUUGGAUACCUGCAAGGUGGACAGGCGGUGUAUUUGCUUCCUCCACCGGCCGCCGUACCAACUGCUCCGGCCACCGAUACGACAAAAAAGAGAAAGCGCUUCGAGCAGCACCAUGAGGGGCCGUACGUGAAGAAGCCGCCCAACGCCUUCAUGUUGUUCAUGAAGGAGCAGAGGCCGAACUACGCGGCCCAAAUGAAGACGAGCGGGUGUGCUGUGGUCAACGGCGUUCUCGGGCAGAAGUGGAAGUCUCUGUCCGAGGACGAGCAGGCCAAGUACUACCAACAGGCCGACGUUCAGAAACGCCUCCACGCUCAGUGCCACCCUGACUGGACCUCCGGCAACAACUACGGAGUAAAGCGAAAGAGAGACCGGAGCAGGGCCGGCAAACUGGCCACCAAACUGUCUAAAGACAUUCAGCAGCUGUUGAUCAUUAAAGAGGUUCUCCCUGAGCGACAGGACUGGAGCUCCAGUCUGGAACAGGAAGAACCAGAGCCCCCACACAAUAAAGAGGAACAGGAAAACCCAGAGCCCCCACACAAUAAAGAGGAACAGGAAGACCCAGAGCCCCCACACAAUAAAGAGGAACAGGAAAACCCAGAGCCCCCACACAAUAAAGAGGAACAGGAAAACCCAGAGCCCCCACACAAUAAAGAGGAACAGGAAAACCCAGAGCCCCUACACAUUAAAGAGGAACAGGAGGACCUAGAGCCCCCAAACAUUAAAGAGGAACAGGAAAACACAGAGCCCCUACACAUUAAAGAGGAACAGGAGGACCCAGAGCCCUCACACAUUAAAGAGGAACAGGAGGACCCGGUGCCCCCCCGCAUUAAAGAGGAAAAGGAAGAACCAGAGCCCCCACACAUCAAAAAGGAACAGGAGGUCCCGGAGCCCCCACACAUCAAAAUAGAACAGGAAGACCCAGAACCCAAACACAUUAAAGAGGAAAAGGAAGAACCAGAGCCCCCACACAUUAAAGAGGAAAAGGAAGAACCAGAGCCCCCACACAUCAAAAAGGAACAGGAAGAACCAGAACCCCUACACAUUAAAGAGGAACAGGAGGACCCGGUGCCCCUACACAUUAAAGAGGAACAGGAGGAACUCAGGAUCAGCCAGGAGGGAGAGCAGCUUCAAGAGCUGGAGGAGGCUGGUAUCAAGUUCUCAUUCGCUCCUGUGAAGAGUCGAGAUGAUGAAGAGGAAGCUCAGUUCUCAAAGACAACACAAACUGACCAUGGAGAGGCAGAACAUUUGAAAGCAGGUGGAGAGGAAGUCGGAUCAGAUCCAGAUAGUCCUUCACAACAAACUGCUGAGGAGACUUCACAAUCCUCUGAAUGUGAGUCUGGAAGCAUUGAAGAUUGUAAGGAGAAUCAGGAACCUCAGUCACAUUUAAACCCUUUGCAAAACAAAGAAGUACCUGUAAUUGAUGUUGACUGUAAAACUGGAAAAACAUCAGUCAGCUCCUCUGAAUCUGCUGGAAGCAGUGGCCACAAGAGAAAGCCCAAGAGACGCUCUGGAGCCAAAACAGGAGUGAAACCAUUCAUUUGUGCAGUUUGUGGCAACAAAUUUGGACGAAUGCGUCAUGUUAAAGAACAUGCAAUUGUUCACACAGGGGAGAAACCGUUCAGUUGUUCAGUUUGUGGUCAAACAUUCGGACAAGCACAAAGUCUGAAACGACACUCGGGUGUCCACACAGGAGAGAAACCAUUCAGUUGUUCCGUUUGUGGUAAAACAUUCAGACGAGGGCAAAGUCUGAGACAACACUCAACUGUCCACACUGGGAAAAAAUGUGGUUAAAUACUUUAAAAACUGGAAUGGUUCAUGCAAACUCCACAUUAAGUUUAUUCAGCUAAGAUGAAGCUGCACAUCAAUUUAUUUUCUUUGGCCUCUCAUGAUGCCUCCUGCCUGGUGGGCUGGCCUCCUGGCGCCGUGGCCCUGUUGAUGCCCUCUCCCUCUCCUCUCCACCUCCUGUGUUCAUGGAUUGUAGCGUUUUGGGUCGUGGUCCAUGCCUGGUAUGAACUAUUCAUAUAUUGUCAGAUUCAUUCAAUGUGUUUAUGUAACUCUUACACUGUUCAUCUGUACACAUGACAUCUAUUGUUCUGUCCAUCCUCUUCCUUCUGAAGGUUUCUUCCCUUUUUCGCCUGUGAAAGUAUUUUUUCUGUUUUGGGGGAUUUUUUUCCUGAUCUGAUGUUUGUUCAAAGGUCAAGGAUGUUGUAUUUUUACAGAUUUCAAAGCCCUCUGAGGCUAAUUUGUAAUUAGUGAUUUUCGGCUAUAAAAAAAUAAACUGAAUUGUAUUGAA